Molecule: messenger RNA, 2022 nt
Organism: Odocoileus virginianus texanus
Lineage: Eukaryota; Metazoa; Chordata; Mammalia; Artiodactyla; Cervidae
Source: RefSeq, a predicted model, not a curated record
AUGUGCGGAGCCUUCUUGAUCCCCUACUUCCUCAUGCUCAUCUUCUGCGGAAUUCCCCUCUUCUUGGUGGAACUCUCCUUCAGCCAGUUUGCAAGUCAGGGCUGCCUGGGGGUCUGGAGGAUCAGUCCCAUGUUCAAAGGUGUGCGCUAAGGCAGGAUGGUGGUGUCCACAUACAUGGGAAUGUACUACUGCAUGGUCGUCUGCAUUGCCUCCUGCUGCAGUAGCCGUUGGAACCUGCCCGACCGCGUGAGCGUGCUGGAUGACCCCAACCUCACUGAGAGUCUGCAACCCCCUGCCCAGCUCGGCAAUGUCUCUCAGGCGCUCAACCUGAGCCUCCAGAGGGCAAGCCCCAGCGAGGAGUACUGGAGGCUCUACGUGCUGAAGCUGUCGGAUGGCAUUGGAAACUUCGGGGAGGUGCAGGUGCACCUCCUCAGCUGCCUGCUUGUCUCCUGGGUGGUCGUCUUCCUCUGCCUCACGCCAGGGGUCAGGUCUUCAGGGAGAGUGGCGUACUUUACGGCCACAUUCCGCUACAUGGUGCUGACCAUCCUGUUCGUCUGUGGCGUGACCCUGGAAGGAGCCUCCAAGGGCAUCAAGUACUGCCUGACCCCACAGUGGGACAAGAUCCUGGAGGCCAAGGUAUGGGGGAACGCCGCCUCCCAGAUCUUCUACUCACUGGGCUGCGCGUGGGGUCUCAUCACCAUGGCUUCCUACAACAAGUUCCACAACAACUGUUACCGCUGAGAAGACAGUGUCAUCAUCAGCGUCACUAACUGUGCCACCAGCGUCUAUGCCGGCUUCAUCAUCUUCUCCAUCCUGGGCUUCAUGGCUAAUCACCUGGGUGAGGACGUGUCCCACGUGGCAGACCAGGGCCCGGGCCUGACACUCAUGGCAUACCCAGAGGCCCUCACACUGCUGCCCGUUGCCCCACUCUGGUCCUUGCUCUUCUUCUUCACGCUCAUCUUGAUGGAGCUGGGCACUCAGUUUCACCUCCUAGAGAUGCUGGUCACAGCCAUUGUGGAUGAGGUAGGGACUGAGUGGAUCCUGCAGAGAAAGAUAUAUGUGACCUUGGCCGUGGCUGUGGCUGGCUUCCUCCUGUUUAUUCUCAUCUUCCUGGUGGUCCAGUACCAGCUGAUCACCUACAACCAAUACAGAUAUUCAAGCGAGGCUGAGGCCAUUGGCUUCCUUAUGGCUCUGUCCUCUGUUAGCUACACUCCAUUCUACGCCCUGUUCCACUUGCGCAGAACAGAUGGGGACACCCUCCUCCAGCACUUGAAAAACUCAACCAGGCCAAGCAGAGACUGGGGUCCCGCCCUCCUGGAGCACCGAACAGGGCGCUACGCCCCCACCAUUCCACCCUCCCCCGAAGAUGGGCCUGAGCUCCAGCAGCUGCACCAGGACAAGGCCCAGACUCCCAUUGGGGGCAGUAAUGGGAGGACAUUACUGCCAUCUGCAGGACACACAGAUGUGAGCAUGCUGCUGGGGGGAGUGCCCCACCCCACCCUGUGCUCCCAACACAGAGACUGGGGAGACAGUGGAUGGGUGUCACUGCCUGCGCCCACCAUGCCCUGGCUGGGGGUGGCCCCUGUCACCUUGGCCACCACUGCUAGCACAGUCAUUGUUCACGGCCAACCAGUCUCUGGAGCCAAAUUCCUUCCCCCAAGCCCCGCAGUGUCCGUGUGUCCGUCCUCCGUGCUCCUCUGUUCAGUGACAGCCCCGGAAGAGCCGCCUGUAAUCCUCUGUAGCAGUGACGGUAUGCUGCCCAUGCCCAACUGUCUGCAUUCCACUAGGCUUUUGAAGUUCAUAGGUUUUAAUGAAAUUUCUAUUCUAGUUUCUGAGCUGCUGCUGUGCUUUGUCUGGGUCCCCCAGGGGGAUAUGAGUCAGGGCUGGGACAAGACCUCCUCCUGCCAGGCCUUUGGGGGGGGUGCCUGGGAGGAGAAAGGCCAGAGGCUGUGACAGUCAGGACCAGACACUGAGGACCUGGUGAGAAGGUAGGGUGGGGGCCACACAGACAGACAGGCAGAC